AAGCCAAGUGCUGUAUCAGAAUCAAAUUGCUGAGCCUGUCACCUGUGUUCCAGGAGCCGAACCAGAAAUGUUGUCCUCAGCAAAGCCAGACUUACCUGUCCCCCUGACUGAUCUGAAGAUUCAGUAUACUAAGAUCUUCAUAAACAAUGAAUGGCAUGAUUCAGUGAGCGGCAAGAAGUUUCCUGUACUUAAUCCUGCCACUGAGGAGAAAAUCUGUGAGGUAGAAGAAGGGGAUAAGGCAGAUGUCGACAAAGCAGUGCAGGCUGCAAGACAGGCCUUUCAGAUUGGCUCUCCGUGGCGUACUAUGGAUGCUUCAGAGAGGGGCCGCCUCCUACACAAGCUGGCUGACUUAAUUGAAAGAGAUCGUCUACUGCUGGCAACAAUGGAGUCAAUGAAUGCUGGAAAGUUAUUUUCUAAUGCGUAUCUGAUGGAUUUAGGGGGCUGCAUAAAAACGUUACACUACUGUGCAGGCUGGGCUGACAAGAUCCAGGGCCGCACCAUACCUAUCGAUGGAGACUUCUUCACUUACACAAGACAUGAACCUGUUGGAGUAUGUGGCCAAAUCAUCCCUUGGAACUUCCCGUUGGUUAUGCUGGUGUGGAAGCUCGGGCCCGCCCUCAGCUGUGGAAACACAGUGGUUGUCAAGCCGGCAGAGCAAACGCCCCUCACUGCCCUUCACGUGGCCUCCUUAAUUAAAGAGGCAGGUUUUCCUCCUGGAGUGGUGAAUAUUGUCCCUGGCUAUGGGCCCACCGCAGGGGCAGCCAUCUCUUCGCACAUGGAUGUCGACAAGGUGGCCUUCACGGGGUCCACGGAGGUCGGCAAACUAAUCAAAGAAGCUGCUGGGAAGAGCAAUCUGAAGAGGGUCACCCUGGAGCUGGGGGGGAAGAGCCCCUGCAUCGUGUUUGCUGACGCCGACCUGGACAAUGCUGUAGAACUGGCACACCAUGGCCUAUUCUACCACCAGGGCCAAUGCUGUGUAGCUGCAUCCAGGCUUUUUGUGGAAGAAUCAAUUUAUGAUGAGUUUGUUCGAAGGAGUGUUGAGCGGGCUAAGAAAUAUGUUCUUGGAAAUCCACUGACCCCAGGUGUAAACCAGGGCCCCCAGAUUGACAAGGAACAGUACAAUAAAAUCCUUGAGCUCAUUGAGAGUGGGAAGAAACAAGGGGCCAAACUGGAGUGUGGUGGAGGCCCCUGGGGGAACAAAGGCUACUUCAUCCAGCCCACGGUCUUCUCUAACGUGACAGAUGAGAUGCGCAUUGCCAAGGAGGAGAUAUUUGGACCAGUGCAACAAAUCAUGAAGUUUAAAUCUUUGGAUGAUGUGAUCAAGAGAGCGAACAAUACUACCUAUGGCUUAUCAGCAGGAGUCUUUACCAAAGACCUUGACAAAGCA
This is a messenger RNA of Chinchilla lanigera (long-tailed chinchilla), 1387 nucleotides long. RefSeq names its product retinal dehydrogenase 1. Lineage: Eukaryota; Metazoa; Chordata; Mammalia; Rodentia; Chinchillidae. Gene Ontology annotation, molecular function: benzaldehyde dehydrogenase (NAD+) activity. The record is from RefSeq and is a predicted model, not a curated record.